Messenger RNA from Linnemannia hyalina, 5904 nucleotides. Lineage: Eukaryota; Fungi; Mortierellomycota; Mortierellomycetes; Mortierellales; Mortierellaceae. The record is from the annotation of a GenBank genome assembly.
AUGUUCUCCUCGUUCAAGGAAAAGCUCAACACGAGCUUGACCUCGAUCCAAGAAAAGGGCAUCGAAGCUGCCAAGGCCGCGCAGGCUGCAGCAGCCCAAGCCGCCCAUUCAGCCGGCAACAGCCCGUCUCACCGCCCUUCAGGUGACAGUCAGCAUCAACACGAUCCCCUACAGGACCCACUCUCCGCCAAUUCAGCAGGAGGAGGACGCCCAGGAUCCCCUGCAACAUCUUCUCCGGCACCGCGGAUCAGCUCCUCGAGUUCAUUGUUUCGUCGAUCUCUCCAAACAGGACGCCAAUCCGCCGACCUGAUCAGCUUUGCAACCUCUCCACCGCCAGCAGCCGCUAAUCCUGCAGGAAAUAAGAAACUCAUGGCCAUGGUCAAACAGCUGACUCUGGACCCACUCCAAGAGAAACCCGAUCCAGCUCAGUUGGAGGCUGUCAAGGCGGCUGAACCUGGCGGGAUUGAAAUGACCGAGACCGUCAUUGAGAAACUCGAACGGUUACAGCGUUAUGAGGCACGCUUCCCAGAUCUGGCGACGGCAUUCAAGAAACUGGUGCAGGAAAAGAUUGCAAUCGAAGCAGUUCUGAAGGCGUCAACCCCACUGGAAGAUCUUUCGGAUGUCGAGGCGCUGGAUUCACAUCUUCGCAACAUGGCGUACAAGAGUGAGAUCUCCAUGCAGGAAAUCAAGCGACUGAACGAGGAACUGCGAGACGCUAACAAGAUGAAGGAGGUACAUCGGUUGGAGAAAGCCUCACAAUCAGACAUGAUCGAGAACCUGCAGGACCAGCUUGCUGCUAAAUCAGAGGAGGUUGAGCGACUGAAGCGCAGCGCACAGCCCGAGGCAGAUGCAUCAACAAAGGAGUCAGUCGAGAAACAACAGGAGCGCAUUGCAGAGCUCGAGGGCAAGAUCGAAACCUUGGAAAAAGAACUCGCCUCUACUAUUACUACGACUUCUGCAGAGCCAACGGCUGACCCUCUCUCUGACCCGCUUUCAGCAACUGUGUCAGUCCCAGACACAACCACAACUUCGGCCACAGCUUCAGGAGCCAGCUCACCUAUUCUGAAGGACAAAAAGACGACAGCCAAGGAGCAAAAGAAGAAGGACCAGGCUCUCCGAGAUCUGAUGGUUCGACUCGACGGUGUCAUGAAGGAGAAGAAGCAGGCCCAACAGGAGCAGGAACAGGCUGAGGUCAAGCUUUUGCAGCUGCAAUUAGAUCUGGACAAGGAAGUCAAGGUCAAGAAGGAAAUGGUCGAGAAGCUGGAUGAGUUGCAGAAGAAGGUUGCAGAGAUGGAGGAGAAGGAGCAUGUCUUGUCCAACACCAGCAAGAAGACUAAGCAACAGCAGUCAACAGCGCAGGAUACAGACAAGCCGACAAACGAUAGCCUGAUUGACGUCACUGAUGCCGCCGACUCAGCCACACCUGCUGUACCACCCAAGGAGGACGAGAAGGCGAAGGUCCGACAUGAAAAGGAGCUUGCAACCGCUACCCAGGAAGCCAAGGAGACCAAGGAGUCGCUUUUGAAGGCGCAGGCGGAAUACGAGGCUUCCAUAAAGCGUGAAACUGAGGCUGUGCGAGCCAAGGACGACGCCCUCAGCAAGGAGGCUGAAGCCCUCAAGAAGGAGGCAGAUGCCCUUCAGGCCAAGCAGGAGGCAGAAAGAUUAUUAGCAGAGGCCCGGGCUGCUGGCAAGACGAUCAAGGACGCUACUGCCGUGACGGAGAAGGAGCUCAAGAUUGCCCGCGCCCAGGUGAAGGAGCUGCAAAAGCUCGACAUUGCCCUAACGGAGACCAAUGGGCGGCUUGCCGAGGCUCAAAAGGAGAUGGAGUUGGCCCAAAAGGAACGCGAGCAGGCUCAGAAAGCCUUGGAAGAUGAGACCCACAAGGCUCUCGAGGCUCAAAAGGAAGCACGGACUUUGGAAUUGACAUUGCGCCAGGAUUCCGAGAAGGCUCUGGAGCAACUUCGGUUCGACAACCAAAAGUCCCUGGAGACCCACGAGAAAGAUCUCGCCAAGGUUCGUCAGGAAAAGGCAGAUCUAGAACGAAAGGUCGAGGAGUACACUCAGCAUAUGAACGCCACGGAAGAGUCAAGUUACAAGAUACAGGAGCAACUGGACGCCGUACGCAAGGAGAUCCAAAUCAAGGAGGAGUCUGUGGCGACCUUGACCAAGGAGCGGGAUGACUUGAAGAAGCAAUUGAGCGAGAAACCGGACUUGUCUGCAGAGUUGGCCACCGUCUCAGCCAAGGUCGAGGAGAAGGAGAAGGAAGUCCAGCAGUUCCAGGAUACCAUCAAGGAUUUGACUGCCGAGAAGGAGACCUUGGCUCAUUCUGUGUCCGAUGCCCAGGAGAAGGUUCAGGCCCUUACCGCCGAGAAGGAAGCCUUGUCCCAAUCGUCGACUGCGGCACAGGAGAAGAUCCGGGCUUUGGCGGAGGAGAACGAGAAGGUCCUGCAGGAGUGGAAGGCCAAGGUGGACGAGAAGGAGCAACAACUUCAAGCCAAGGUUACCGAGAUUGACGAGCAACAGCAGGAGGUUGAUGCCCUGAACCAGGAGAAGGAGGAGAUUUUGGCAAAGAUGGCGGUUGUUCAGGAGAAGGAGCGGAACGUCACCAACAAGUUCCAGGCUAUUGAGGAGGAUCUCGCCAAGGCUAAGCAGCAGAUGGAAGAGCAGGCAUCCAAGGUGUCUGCUGCUGAAGCUGCUCUCGCCACAGCCACAGCUGCUGCCGCUGCAGUCGCUGUUGUUUCCACCACUGGCAACCACAACAGCAAGAGCAAGGAGACUGACGCCGGAGCUGGCGCGGACACAUCCGUCGAGGAGGAACUGAAGGCCAAGAUCACCACGCUUGAGGCCGAGAUUGUCAGUCUCAACCACGUCCCCUCCAAGAAUACUCAAAAGAAGUUGCGCCAGGAACUCAACCACACCAAGGCUGCCAAGCAGGAGGCCGAGGCGUUGGUCGCUGCCUUGAAGGCCGACCUGGAGAAGGCUCAAACUGCUGCUGCUGGAGCCGUUUCUGGAGACGAGACCAAGACCGACGGCAGUGCUGAAGCUGCCGCUGCUGCCGAGUCAGAGUCUACGAUCAAGGCUCUGAAGCAACAGAUCUCAGAGCAGGAGAAGGUCAUUGAAGAGAAGGACAAGACCCUGACUGAACAGCAGGUCAAGUUAAGCGAGGAGCUGAAGAGACAGGAGACCUUGCAGGCCCGUAUCCAAGAGCUGGAGAAGACUGUCGAAACCGUCAAGGCUCUGGAGCAGGACAAGGAGAAGUUGUCUCAGUCGUUCAAGGAUCUGGAAGCCCAACUUGCCCAUGUUACCGAGGAUCACUCGACAUCAACAGAGGCAUUGCGCAAGAGUCUUGAGGAGCUCAAGGUCAAGGAGUCAGACCUAUCGAAGGAGCUCCAGGUCGCUAAGGAGAACGAGCAAAAACUGACCCAAUCAUUGGAUGAGGCCAAGAAGCAGGCUGCUGACGCCACUUCUUCAGGAGGCCAACGCCACGAGGAGGCUGCUGAGCAGGUCAAGACCCUGAUCCAGGAACGCGAGGCCCUCGUCAAGAAGCAGCAGGAGCUCGAGGCUUCCCAAUCGAUCGCCGAGAAGAACCACGCUGCCUUGGAGAAGGAUCUCGAGUCAUUGCGCAAGGAAAAGAUUGCUCUGGAGGCCAAAGUCCAGGAACACGUUGCCGUGGAAAAGGAGCUCGAGACCCUGUGUCAAAAGAAGACUGAUUUGGAGACCAAGGUCAAGGAGCAGUCCGAGUCCCACUCCAAGGAACAAGUUCGUGUUCAGGAGGAGGUUGAGAAGGUGACGGCAGAGCUGGAGACUGUCCGCAAGACUGAGCAGGAAGCCAUUGCCAAGGUUCAGGAAUUGACUCAGGAGCGUGAUUCCGUUCAGGAGAAGGUUGCAACUCUCGAGAAACGAUUGGAAGAUUCCAAGAAGUCCAAGAAGGGCCACCAGGAUGCCUUAGCUGCUCAGGUUGACACCUUGACCAAGGAGAAGGAGUUGUUGACCAAGGAUUUGGAGGCUGCCCGUGCAGAUUUUGAAAAGAUUGGCCAGGAGAAAGAAAUUGCCUUGAAGGAGUCCCAGACCAAGCAUGAGGCUGCUGUUGCGGAGAGGGAUAUCGCUCUAGCUAAGGUUGCAGAGGUCGAGCAGGUGGCCAAGGGUGCUCAGGAUGGAGCGUCCAAGGCACAGGAGGCUGAAGAGAAGGUCGCCCAGCUCACCAAGGACCUGGACGAGACCAAGACGGAGCUGACCAAGGUCCAGUCGCAACUGCAGAAGUCUCAAUCGUCGACCGCUACUGAGAUCUCUGAAUUGCUGGAUCAGAUCAAGUCAUUGUCGGAUGAGAAGGCUAUCUUGGAACAACAGCAGACAGAGAUGGAGGCACAACUCAAGGAUGCCAGGGCUCAAAAGGACGAGGCGACCAAGUUGCUCAGGGUGUUGGAGGAGGACAAUGGCCAAAUGUCGAUCGCCAAGACAGAGGGACAGCAGCUGGUGACAGAGCUCCAGGGCAAAGUCAGCACUUUGACGAUGAAGGAUCGGGAUACCAAGGAAGCCUUGGCCCUCGCCAAAUCGAUUAUUCACCAGCGCGAUGAGGACCUCGAGCUCGCCCGGAAAGCCAAGGCUGAAGACGAUGAGAAGCUGCAAAAGUCGAUGACACUUCUCAAGACGACACGGAAGCAGAUCCUGCGGUUGGAGAAAGAGAAGCAGGAGGCUGUGGACGAGUUGGAGGCCUGUAAGGUGGCGAUGGCCAAGGCGACACAGGAGGCCAAGACGUUGGCAAAUAAGUCAGCGGCGCAGCAGGCGACAGUGACCAAUGAUUUGUCUCGACUGCAGGCAGUCCAGGCCAAGAUGGUCCAAGACAAGGAGAAGCUGAUUCAGGAGAAGGAUCAGUACUUUGAUCAGCUCCAGAUGAAGCAGGCCGAGUUUGAGUCGUCCCAGACCUCGCUCGAGAAUGUCGAGCACGAGAUGCGCGAGUACCGCCACCAGUUGGAGGAGGCUCGCGACCGGGUGUCAAUGCUGGAGGAGGAGACCUCACAUGCCAAGCGAGUGGCAGAGUCCAAGGUCGCAGAGUGUGAAGGUAUCCGGCGCAAGGCAAUUGACCUCGAGACCAAGCUUGAGCAGAUCCAGGCGACCAUGAAGACGCGCAGUGAGAGCCAGAGGAGUGUCCUUGAGAACCUACAGCAGGAGGUUGAGGAGACGAGAGAGACUUUGAGUGCCGAGAUUGACAAAUUGAAGGAUACUGUCGCUUCCAAGGAGGCGGAGCUGGACAAGAUCAAGGUCGCUGAGACUCUACGAACGGAAGAGGUCAAGACCCUGAAAGUGGUUGAACAGGAGCAAAAGACCAAGGUUGAUUCUGCAGAAGCCGAACUCCACGAGAUGAGGGAACGCCAACGCAACCUUGAGCUCGAACUUCAACACUUCAAGGAUCUCGAGGCGAUUUUGGCACAGGAGAAGAGCUCGCACGAGAAGUAUGUGGAGGAGUCCAAGAUGCGGGAAGGACAUCUCCGCACUAUGAACAAGACGCUCAAGGAGGAAGUGAGAAAGUUACAGAAGCAAGUCCCUGGAUCCCCAUCUUCACAGGCAGGCCCUUUCACGCCCGGAGGACCCAUUCCCCAGACACCUGGACACCCCGGCUCUGCUGUUCCACCACCCCACACACCAACCGUCGGAGGAGCCGCACCAGCUGCAGGAGCAAGAGGCGGCAGGGCUGGAGCCAUGUCCCCUCAGUCGACACCUCCAAGCACGCCCAACUUUGGUCGCAUGUUCCAGCAACCCGAGGACGAUGUCAAUGUCGAGUACCUUAAGAACGUCCUCCUGAACUUUAUGGAGCACAAGGAACGUCGUCAACAAUUGGUCCCUGUGGUGGCACAGGUGCUGAAACUGACACCGGACGAGACGAAGAGGUUGUCGCGUGGAGCAUAA